This is a messenger RNA of Quercus robur (English oak), 1424 nucleotides long. RefSeq lists its product as uncharacterized. The transcript has 2 exons. Lineage: Eukaryota; Viridiplantae; Streptophyta; Magnoliopsida; Fagales; Fagaceae. The record is from RefSeq and is a predicted model, not a curated record. The coding region runs from base 512 to 1168 and encodes 218 amino acids.
CAAAGUAUAAAGUUACCAAAAAACAAAGAAAAAUUGGUUCCCUUACUCCAACUCCAAGACAAUUAAGAAGAAGAAGAAGCAGAAAAAACUCUGUGAAAGUAGCUCUCCAAUUCCUUUCCCUUUUUUGUUUUCUUCUUCUCUUUCUAUCUUGUCCUCCUUUUCUUUCCCAAGCUCUCGAAAAAUCCCAUCUUUUUCAAAGACUGAGUUAGCUAGGACCUCAUAAUCAGUUUAAAACACUGUAUUUAUUGACCUAUCCUAAGUUUCUCAAGUCUCUCAACUAUGCAAAAAAACAACUUUGCUUUGUUUGGACCCCAUUUUUCCAUGUUUGGUUUUGUCACUUUCGCUGCUGUGAAUUAAACAUAGAGAGGUGGGGUUUUAACGCUUCUUGCUGCUACUUUAAGAUACUCACGGGAUUUACAUGGACAACUCCACCUUAACUGUGUGAUCUAAACCUGAAUCGGUGGUGAGAGAAAGAGAGACGAGAACGAUUCUGUGUUUUCUGAGGGAGCAAAUGGACGGUGUAGAUGGAACGAGGAGAAGGCGGAGGAGUCUAAAAGAAAGGCUGGGAUUGAAAGGAAUGGGCUGUUGUGGAACCACCUGGGUUUUCGGUGGGACCAAUGUUAGAGACAACAACAUCGUCGACGACGACGACGACGAAGAAGAAGAAGAAGAAGACGUGGUUGUUAUCGAUGUGGGCCUGGGCCAGGCUCCACCGGGUCAGAACCCGGAUCCGCUUUGCGUGAGCCCGGUUACGUCGGGUUCGGGUAUGAACUUAGCUGCCGCGUUGGCAGCUGAGAGACAACUUCGUGCGUCGCAUGAACCGGAGAGAGUGGCAUCAGUGGGGCCUACAGAGAGCACCGUAGGGGGGACGACGUCAGCACCGGGAACGCCGUUCAGGGUUUCGUUGAUGAGAUUGCUGGAGGAAACGGACGGUGGAGAUGAGGAGACGACGAUGAUGACAGAGAAGGAGAAAGAGAAAGAGAAAGAGAAAGGAGGAGUGGAGGGGAAUGAUUCGGUGUGCUGCGUGUGCAUGGUGAGGAAGAAAGGCGCAGCGUUCAUACCAUGUGGGCACACUUUUUGCAGGGUGUGUUCGAGGGAGCUUUGGUUGAAUCGAGGUUCGUGUCCCCUCUGCAACCGUUCGAUCCUCGAGAUCCUUGACAUUUUCUGAUUCCAUCUUCAUCCACGUGGUGCCUCCUGAUUCGUCAUAAACUGUGUUUUUAUUUUAUUUUAUUGUUUUUUUUUUUUUUUUUUACUGUGGGGUAAAUUUUCCCAAGGAAUUCAAUACUGUAAUUCUGUUUUACUGUGUAAAAUGAAAUUUGAUGGAUUUAUUAUAUAUAUAUAUAUAUUGGUGCUCUUUAAUACUACUACUAUUACUAGACUAGAAGUCUAGAAGAUUUGUUUUUCAUUCCCUUCUCUCUCUUUUU